Molecule: messenger RNA, 779 nt
Organism: Drosophila melanogaster (fruit fly)
Lineage: Eukaryota; Metazoa; Arthropoda; Insecta; Diptera; Drosophilidae
Gene: sisA
Product: sisterless A
Exons: 1
Coding region: 68-637 (189 amino acids)
Cellular component (GO): nucleus
Source: RefSeq, marked reviewed
CAGCAUUAGCACACGAAAUCUCGACGAGAGCAGUCACAGACCACGUCACACAUCGAAAAAAAUCACCAUGGAACGGAGUCAUCUUUACUUGCCCACUCUGAGCUACGCGGCCAUGGGUCACGUAUACGCACCGUAUCGCGGAAGCAGUUCACCCGCACUAUCGACAGCAUCGUCAACAUCAUCGAAGCCGGAGCAGAUCGAGGAGCUGGUGUCCCAGCAGCUGCAUCAUCUCAAAAUGCACUACGCCGACGAGGAGCAACGCUACGUAGACCAGAUGCUCCUGGAGAAUCCCAUUGUUGUGGAGCGCCGUGCACCGCCGCCGCUGAAAACGGAGCUUGCUAUGGAUUGCCGCGGAUCGGGUUCCGGAUCAGGUUCCGGUUCUGGUUCGGAUGUCAAGGAUGCCCAGCGUCAGAGGGCCGAGUCGUGCCGCAAAUCCCGCUACAACAACAAGAUCAAGAAGGCCAAGCUGCGCUUCCGGCACAAAUUCGUCAGCGGGCAGCUGAAGAAGAGCGCCGUCAUGUUGGACACGAUGCGGGAUGUGAUUGCCCAGGCGGAGAGGCAGCUGCUCGAGCGGGGAUAUCCCGCCGCCACACUCGAGCGGAUGCGGGCCACUUUCGGCCUGGAAAUGGAGCAGUGAUAUCAUAGUGUAGCUAUGUGUCGCAGGAACGGAUCCCUGACUAGUCCAGCAUUAGCCAUACCACUUUUUUUUUUUGUUGACUAUAUCUAGUAUUUAUCUAAGCAUAUUAUUAAAUUUUUAAAUAAAAUUAAGAAUCAUAUUG